CUAAAAUCAGCAGCACACCUUGAGGCCUCUCUCUGUAUUGAGCUGAAGAACUUUGAUUUCGGAUCCAUGGCUUGGCAGCAGGUUCAGCUGAAGCUGGUUCUGAUUGGGACUCUGCUGCUGGUUUUGGUUCGGGGAUGGGAGCGGGUCAACGAGAGUCAGCUUAUCCAGUUUUAUGAGACUGGUGAGUUUAGUGAACCGGCCAGCCUUACUGCAGAUGCAAAAAUUUACAAGGAUGCUGAAAAUGUUGCCGUCAAUGAAACGUCUUCUGUUGAUGCACUUCAUAUGUUUCACCGUCCGAAACCUGUCCACCCUUUUUCUCCUGAUGAAGACCUCGACUAUGAUAACCACUACAAAGAUGAACUUCCUGAUGAAGAAGUUGAGGAUUUUGCAACCAGUGAAGUUGUUUUUUCUUACACUGACGACGUGGAGGAAAGAGAUUCCAGUCCAACAAAAUGGGCUGACGAUAAGAAAAGUGAAUUUCAUGUUGAGUUUGUAGGUCCCCUUCCAAAGAGCUGGGUUGGCUGCAGUGGUUCAACUUCAGAGGAGAUGAACGUGGUCUGCACUGAAGAUGGCUUCCAAAUCACUUUACCACCAGGAAAACUAAGUAACAUCCAAGUUGUUGGCUGGAAGAAUAUUUCUGUGGAGGAUGCUCCGAAGUACUGCGAUUAUCACAUGAACCUCCUCAAGAACGUCUUGACUGUGGACUUCACUGGGUGCAAUGUAAGGGAAGAUGAGGAAGAUAUCUACAGUCUGCAGCUGUCCUUCAGAGUCUCUGGCCGUCACCAAGAGUUGACUGCAUUUUGUGUUGAAAGUACCAAGUUUGAUCCUGGCCUGUUGCCUCGUACUUUUGACAAACACAUGAGAUGCGACAAACUAACCAACCGUCCACCAGCUGUAGUCCAUGCCAAACCUUCAAGGUGCCCGCUCAGAACCACCAAACCCCCAGUGACACAUGGAAAACCAGUGACCUUGACACCAAGAAGGUGGAUUCUUAGAACUGCUAGACCUCCACCUACAACUGGUAAACCAGUGACUUCUCCCCCAGUAAAAGGGCUUUACAGGAUCGCAACUUCAGCUGCGCCGCAGCAUCACAACUGUGCUGUUCAUGUUGAAGAACGAAUUUCCUGCGGCCGCUUUGGAACAUCUCCCUCCGACUGUGAGAAGAAGGGAUGCUGUAUGGAUCUAUUUAAACAUAGCUGCUACUACCCGCUUGAUGAAUGCACUGUGGAUCAACACGCCGUUUUUGCCAUUCGCCAUGACUGUGCAGCCAUUCCAGUUGACCCCAGAAAAAUUAUCUCUGGGGGGCCACACUGUAAACCAGCUAUUGUUAAUGACAAGGUCGCCGUCUUUAAGAUCAAACUUGAUGAUUGUGGAGUUCGCUCCUAUGAAGUUGGUGAUAUGAAGACCUACAUGAUUGAAGUUCAUAUUGUUGUCAGUGCGCUCAACCUCAAGUAUGGGAUAAUUACGAGGAAUGAUCCCCUCAGGUUCUUGAUCGAAUGUCGCUACAUGAAACAUGGAGGUGUUGUCGCUGAACAGUCUAUAGCCAGCAUUGGCUACAUGGUCAAGGCCUCAACUUCCAAUCUUCCUUCAUCAAUCAUCUCCAGUGGCAGACAUUCUGUUCAGUUGAAAAUCGCCAAAGAUCGCAGCUAUUCAAGUUACUAUCCCACCUACCAUCAACCCCUGCAGCUGCUCCUCGGCCAUCCUGUGUACCUUGAAUUGAGCCUAAGAUCUUCUAAACCAGAAGCGGUCCUGCUUGUUAACUACUGCUUGGCUUAUCCUCGUUCAGCAAAGAACGCCUUGGUGCUAAUUCAUGAAGGGUGUGCCAAUCCCAACGAUCCAACUGUGUCCAUCCUUGAAGUCAAUGACCUCCCUCAAAAUCGCCAUCAGAGGCGCUUUUCAGUGAAAGCUUUCCAGUUUAUGGAUCAAAGAACAAACUUGUACCUGAAUGAAGAAAUUUACUUCAUGUGUUCAACAGAGGUUUGUAUGCCGAUAGAAAAGCCUUGUUGCUUUGAUGGGAAAGGACCAAACUGGUUUGUGGACAAACUUGGAUUAAACGCAAAUAAUUGACUAAAGAAAUCUAAUGUUUUAAAUUCAAAACUCUUGGUGUAUACAUUUAAAAAGACAUCCAUGAUGGGUUUCCACUAAACUUGGAUGAUUUGCAAGUCUAACCACUAGAUUUAGAAGAUAAAUGUUUUUUAUGGGUCCACACCAGUGAGCAGUAAAGUUUAAUGUUGAGGGGAAUGUAUUUAGAGCUCCGAAGAAUAUAGUUCCUCUAUGCUUGUAUAACAGAUGGAAUAAGAUCAUUUAAGAACUGUAAUCUAUGUUUUCUGAUUGAAUCUUGAUGGUCUGUCUUGUCUCUGCAGUGGAGUGUGUUAAUACAUGAAUCAUGAUUUUGAAGGAAAACAUGCAAAUCUUAUUAAAGCUUGAAAAUACAACAUUUUUACACUA
Girardinichthys multiradiatus is the source of this 2448-nucleotide messenger RNA. Its product is annotated as zona pellucida sperm-binding protein 4-like. The transcript is spliced from 12 exons. Lineage: Eukaryota; Metazoa; Chordata; Actinopteri; Cyprinodontiformes; Goodeidae. Gene Ontology annotation, biological process: prevention of polyspermy; binding of sperm to zona pellucida. The record is from RefSeq and is a predicted model, not a curated record. The coding region runs from base 67 to 2067 and encodes 666 amino acids. Gene Ontology annotation, cellular component: egg coat. Gene Ontology annotation, molecular function: structural constituent of egg coat; acrosin binding.